Aspergillus mulundensis is the source of this 630-nucleotide messenger RNA. Its product is annotated as small nuclear ribonucleoprotein-associated protein. The coding region runs from base 1 to 630 and encodes 209 amino acids. Gene Ontology annotation, molecular function: RNA binding. Lineage: Eukaryota; Fungi; Ascomycota; Eurotiomycetes; Eurotiales; Aspergillaceae. Gene Ontology annotation, cellular component: cytoplasm; U2 snRNP; U4/U6 x U5 tri-snRNP complex. Gene Ontology annotation, biological process: mRNA splicing, via spliceosome. The transcript has 5 exons. The record is from RefSeq and is a predicted model, not a curated record.
AUGGCGGCCAACAAGCAGGGAAAGAUGAUAAACUACCGGAUGAGAGUUACCCUAAAUGAUGGACGGCAAAUGACGGGUCAGAUGCUUGCCUUCGAUAAGCACCUGAACCUGGUCCUGGCCGAUACAGAAGAAUUCCGCCGCGUCAAGCGGAAAGCCAAGUCGGCCCCCGGAAACGCGCCCCUCGUCGAAGCCGAAGAGAAGCGAACCCUUGGUUUGACAAUUGUGCGCGGCACUCACGUUGUUUCCUGCUCUGUCGACGGACCUCCCCCGGCCGAUCCCUCAGCACGACUUGGUGGCGGUCCUAAUGUGCCCGCCGCUGCCACUCUCGCCGCCGGCCCUGGAAUUAGCAAACCCGCUGGACGUGGUCUGCCUGUCGGACUUGGAGGACCUGCUGCUGGUGUCGGUGGACCCCCACCGCCAGGCGGCUUCCCCGGAUUCCCUCCUGGUGGUUUCCCCGGUGCCCCCCCGCCUGGCUUCGGUGGACGUGGAGGCCCUGGAGGACCCCCCGGUUUCGCUCCUCCUCCCGGAUUCGGUGCUCCCCAGGGUCCUGGCGGCUUCCAACCUCCACCUGGCUUCCAGCCUCCCGGCCAGGGUCGAGGAUAUCCUCCCCCAGGGUUUGGAGGACGGUGA